UGCAUUUAUCUCUAUUAUUAAAUAUAAUAAUAAUAAUAUUGUCAAUUCGAAAUUGAUUCGCACUGGAAUUGGUUAGAGUUGGCAGUGUUGUUGUUGGUUCAUCAUCAACACCAUCACCACCACCACCACCACCACCACUAUUACUACCACCACCACCAUUGCGAAGCUCAUUUAUAGUGCCUCCUAGUGGUGUUAUUGCCAAUGCAAAUAACAUUAGUAUUGGCACUAACAACAACGGUAUAAGUGGUGGCGGAAAUAACGGUACUAUCGAUACUAUUCCGAUAUCCGUUAGUACUAAUCAUCAUUCUAUUGUUUCAUCUUCAUACGUUGUUGGUAAAAGCGGUGGUGGUGGUGGUGGCGGUAUUAACGUUAGCACUGGAGUUGACGAAGAAGAAGAAGAAGACGACGACGACGACGAAGAAGAAGAAGAGGAAGAGGAAAUUGUCAAUUUGCCUAUUAAUCAUCAUCAUUAUCGUCAUCGUUAUUCUGCAUCACUCACAUCAAAAAGGGGUUCAUUCAAUCGUCGGCCCAGAUUUCGUAGUGGCAGUGGUGGUAUAUUGAUUCAACGACAAUUGUCUUCAACAGCAAGAACAAACGACGGUGUAUUGUUUCAAAGACACGCAUCGAUUGGUUGUUCACCAAAUCUUCGAAAUCGGGCCAUCAAUUUAGAUAGGUCUGAUCACCAAGAAUUGAUCGAUAAUAGUUCCGGUCAUCACAUAUCGACACCAUUUUGGCAUUCAAGCCAUCGUUCCCUUGCAACAACCAUAACAACGGGUUCAUCGCCACAUCUUAGUAGUGUUGGUGGUGGCAAUAUUACUCCAUUACAACUAUGUCGUUGUGGUUCUGGUGGCGAUCCGCUUUUAAUACCGUCCGCGUCCAAUACACCUCCUCCUCCUUCUCAUACAUCAUCAUCAACAGUGCCACACCAGACACCACCCCUAUCACAUCAUCAUCACCAACAACAACAUCAACAUUAUCAUCAAUUGCCUCAUCAUUCAUCUGUUGCUUAUAUGCGCCUUGCACAAUCGCUGCCAUCGACACCAAAUUCUUCCCAAAGGCGAGCUCAGCAGCCUCAUCCUAUUCAUCAUUCAGUAGCUUCAUCAUCACCAAUGCGGCCUUCUAUUUGUCAUCAGCAGCCAUCAUUGUUACCAGAACAUUCGCAUCAUCAUCUUCAUCAUUCUCAUCAUCAACAGCAGCAACAGCAACAACAACAUUAUCCUCAUCAUCCUCUUCAUCAUCAAAUCGAUUCAAAUUAUCCAAAUCAAACAGGAAGUGUGGGUAAUGUUCAUUUUGCCGGCGUUGUAUUACCAACGUCAGCAGCAUCGCAUCUUCUCCAGAAAAAUAGUUAUAGAGAACAACCACCAAUACAACAGUCACCAUAUGGAAAUCAUUAUGGAUCAACGAAUCUUGUUGGUGCCAAUUGUAUAGGUAUCGGUGCCUCAUCAAGUAGUGCUGCAACCACUGUUGCGCCUUUAUUACCUGUAUCAAAUGAUAGUCCAGCUUCAUAUCGAUCCGGUCAUCAACUUAGCCAAACAACAAGCGAUCACAAUAGUGCAACAGCAAUACCAUCGGGUGAUCUUCAUCUACAACAUCCACCUCCUUCUUUACCUCCACAACAACAACAUCAUCCACAUUCACAUCAACCAGUGCCACAAACAUCACAUCAGCAUUCUGGUCCACCGAUUCCGGCAUCACACGCUCCACCACAUCAUUCAAGACCUAGUACAAGUGGUGGUGUUACUGGUUCUGGUGAUGGUUCCGGUUUACCAAAAACAACAUUUCGUGUAUUUCAAAAUUGGACUCGUAAUCCACGCCGUUGUUCAUCAUCACAACAGGCUAAUAAUAGAAAUUUUGUUCGUCGUGGUUUUGGUGACAAUCUUCGAUCGUCUUCCUCCGUCAUGCAUCGAUAUACUUCACAUGGCCCAUUAUCAUCAUCAUCGGCUCCAUUGAUGAAACUAUCCACAUUAGUUAUUGUUUUACUUGCUUUCUUAAUCAUUGGUUUUAUUGUUUUAUCGCCACUUUUUCAUUAUCUCAUGUGAUAAUAUAUAUAUAUGGUGACCACACACACACACACACAUACACACAAAUACUGACAGAUUGCAUGAAGAGAUAACGCAUAUAAUGGACCUGAAAAAAAGAAUCUCUGAUCAAAAAACCGAAUUAAAAUGAUUCUGAUUUCAUUAGACUGAUUUUGAAUAUAAAAAAAGUCCAUCCGUUGCUGUCAUCGUAAAUAUUUUUUGUUGUUGUUGUUGUUUUUAUUGUUUCACAUUCAUAUACAUACGAAAAAAAACCACCAACAAACACAACCGACAUGAACAGAAAUGAGAAAAAAUCAACAAACAGACACAUUUUCUAGACAAUUUAGUCUAGGUUUUGAGAUAUACCAUAAUAAUAAAAUACUGUUAUAAUAGCCAUUAUCAUUAU
Messenger RNA from Dermatophagoides farinae (American house dust mite), 2424 nucleotides. The record is from RefSeq and is a predicted model, not a curated record. Lineage: Eukaryota; Metazoa; Arthropoda; Arachnida; Sarcoptiformes; Pyroglyphidae.